Molecule: messenger RNA, 2526 nt
Organism: Chironomus riparius
Lineage: Eukaryota; Metazoa; Arthropoda; Insecta; Diptera; Chironomidae
Source: the annotation of a GenBank genome assembly
UUAUCAAGCUUCAUACCUUAAUACUUAUGCUGGGCAAAUCUUGGUCUAUCCAUAAGACUUUUGAUGGUACGGUGUGAAUAUAAUCCGCAUUGGGUUUCUACCUGAUACACUAGUUUUAAUAUUAAGUCAAAUUUUAAUAAAACUACCUGUUAACUAUAGUAUAAAGUGAUAGAUUUUACUGUAAUUGAUUAUUUUUACAAUGGCAACCAAAAGAAAGAGAAUCGUCGAUGAGAAUUCGACUAUAGCUACUAAAACAAAGAAAGUUAAGAUUAACUUGGAGAAUCAGAAUAAUGAACCGGUAAUUGCUUGGAAGGACUAUGAGCUUCUAGCUGAUAAGGAACAAAUUGACGUUGAUCUAUCACAGACUCUAAUAGAUUUAUUAGACAAUGAUAAUACAAUUCCAUUCCUGUGUAGAUAUCGCAAGCAUUUAAUUAGAAAUACAACUCCAGAGAAAUUGCGAGACAUCCAGAGUACAUUAAACUCUGUGCGUGACUUAAAAUGUAAAGUUGAGAAUUUCUAUAAGACUCUGGAAAAGAAGCAGGAAAUUAGUGAAGAACUGAAGAGUGACAUCAAAGAAAUUAAGUCUUUUGAGGAACUUGAAUUCAUCAAAUCGCUCCACAAAAGUGAAGGCAAACGAACAUUAUUCGAAAGAGCAAAUGAGUUGGGACUAGGUUCAGUUGCUACUGAGUUUUUAGCUGGAAGUAAGAAGCUAAAGCCUUUUGAAAGUUACGUCAACAAACAAACUGAAGGAUUGCAGUCACCAAGUGAAAUUGAGAAAGGUGUCAAGGACAUUCUGGUUCACAUGAUCUUUAAGAAUAAAUUGGUAAUCGAGGAGAUUCGCAGAUUGAAGGAAAUACAUACAAUCAGAGUGGAAUCAAAGCAGACAAAAGCAUCCAAAGAGGACAAAAAUGCUUACAAGUUCGAGACAUACUUUGACCUUUCAAUGGCAACGAGCAAUUUGAAGCCACAUCAGAUCCUCGCAUUGUUCCGUGGAGAAAGUUUGAAGAUAUUGAAGCUUUCAUUUACAUUCAAUGACUAUUUCCAAAAGAAUCUCAACAAAUUUGCGAAGGAUGAAUUGCUUAAAAGAGGAGCUGAUUAUGAAAUGAGGAGCAAGAUUUUUGAUGAUGCAUUCAAGGAAGCCUUCUCAAAGAGAAUUUCACCAUUUGUUGUUCGGCAGUUGCGCACAGAACUGCAAAAUCUUGCUGAUAAGGCAGCUAUUUCAAGUUUUGCUGAUAAUUUGAAGAAUUUAUUACUUGUUGUUCCAGUCAAAGGAAGAAAGAUUCUCGGUGUUGAUCCAGGCUUUAAGAAUGGCUGUAAAUUAGCUUUGAUUUCUGAGUUUGGUGAAGUUAUUGAAACUGACACAAUUUAUCCACAUGCGAGUUCAAGAGAUAAAGCUAAUGAAGCGGCUAGGAAUCUUGUCGAUAUUCUGAAGAGAAAUUCAUGCACAUUGAUUGCUCUUGGAAAUGGAACAGCAUGUAGAGAGACUGAAACAUUUUUGGAUAAGAUUAUUAAGGAUUUUAAGUUGAACAAUGUUGAAUACUGCAUUGUAUCCGAGCAAGGAGCAUCAAUUUAUUCUUGUAGUGAUAUCGCCAAGAAGGAAUUCCCAAAAAUGGACACAAAUGUCGUCAGUGCUGUUUCAAUUGCUCGUAGAUUAUUAGAUCCUCUAUCAGAAUUAGUGAAAAUUGAGCCUAAGCAUUUAGGAGUCGGAAUGUAUCAGCAUGAUGUCGAUGAGAAGCGGUUAAGCAGUACGUUGGAUUCGAUCGUCAGUGAAUGUGUAAGCUAUGUUGGCGUCGACAUUAAUUGCGCUAGUUUGAGCCUACUCAAGUUUAUUGCUGGAUUGACUGAGAAGAAGGCUUUGUGCAUUUUGGAGCAUAAGAAGAAAAAUGGACUGUUUAAAUCACGUGAUGAGUUGCUUAAAGUAAAGACAAUUGGUGAGAAGACUUACACUCAAAUGAUUGGAUUUAUUAGAAUUGACAAGUCGACUUGUGGAGAUGAGAAGAUUAAUAUCCUUGAUUCGACUUCAAUUCAUCCAGAAAGCUACAAAUUGACCGAGAAAAUUCUUAAAGAUUGCAAGUUGAAGGCUGAUGAUUUAGGACGAAAGAACUUCAAAGCUGAGAUCAAGAAAUAUUCUGAAAAAAAUUCAAUUGAAGAUCUGGCCAAAAAGUUUAAAGAAGACAUAGAACGAGUCAAAACUGUCCUUGAUGUGCUGACUAAUGAAGAUCUCAACUAUGAUUACAGAAAUGAAACGAAUUUCCAGCCUGACUUCAAGAAAGGUCUUCAAAAGUUGAGCGACUUGCAAACAAAUCAGUCAGUCAAUGGAAUUGUCAGAAACAUUGUCGAUUUUGGAGCAUUUAUUGACAUUGGAGUGCAACAGGAUGGUUUGCUGCAUAAAAGCAAGUAUAAAAUACCUCUUAAAUUAGGUGAUAAAGUUGAAUGCAAGAUUCUUAGCAUUGGCGAGAAUGGGAAACGAAUUUCAUUAGAUUUUGUUAAAAAGUUGUAAACUUGACUGUUGGAAUAAAUGACUUU